AUGGCCAUGAUGGAAGACAUUGUUGGCGACUACAAGGACAAGACCGUCACCCUUGAGGACUUCAACUUCGUCUCUCCACCCAUCAAGACCGCCUCGAUCCAUCCAUGCCGCCACGCCAGCGUCAUGAAGAUCUUGCUCGACCGCGCCGAUGCCGCUCUGAAGUUGCGUAUCCAGAAGAUGAAGAACGGCCAAGAAGUCUCCAACCAAGGCAUGGAAGGCUUAGUCGAUCAGACCAGUGGACUCAAAUUGGACGAAGACAAGGUCGAUGCCAAGAAAGCCGACGAGAAGAAGAAUGAUGAGUGGGAGGUCUUGACUGACGACGGCAAAGAAGACGAGGUGGCCAUCCGUGUCGAUCAGUACCUUAUCGUUUUCCUCAAGUUCAUGGCUAGUGUCACUCCUGGCAUUGACCAUGACAACACUAUGGCCAUGUAG
Messenger RNA from Aureobasidium musti, 432 nucleotides. Lineage: Eukaryota; Fungi; Ascomycota; Dothideomycetes; Dothideales; Saccotheciaceae. The record is from the annotation of a GenBank genome assembly.